AUGGGUCGCCCACGUCGAGCAUCCAGUAACCUCGGGGGCGACCCUCGAGGGGACACCAGUGCACCAGCAUUUGCAACCAUGACCCAGAGACCGCCAUCACAGCCUUCUGUAUGCGCAACCCCUCCGCAACUCCUCCUCUCGUCAGUACGUUUUGGCGCUAACAGUCUGCAGGCAAGUGAGAACAUGAAAGACCUGAAGCCUCAUUCGAAGCGUCGCAAAGCUCGGUCGGCGUUCCGCAAAUGGAGACAGCUAUCCUUGCGACACACUUGGAUCAAUCCUCUCAUAAUCAUGGUGGCCAUCUUGAUUGCAUAUUCGAUCAACCCAGGCGAGCAAAAUCCUCUUCACCAAGCCAUUUUCCUGUCUUACCCUCUUGGACCGGAUUACCCGGGCGGACCGAAGAUGUAUGGCAAAGGGAAAGCCGACAUUGCAUUUGUGGCCUUUUACACAGUGGUGUUGAGUUUUACAAGAGAGUUCCUGAUGCAAAGGGUCAUCCGGCCGUUGGCUCUCAAGUGCGGCAUCAGGAAGAAGGGGAAACAGGCGCGGUUCAUGGAGCAAGUGUACACGGCGGUAUACUUUUCCAUUUUCGGGCCCUUUGGCCUGUACGUGAUGUCGAGGGGCCCUCUUUGGUACUUCAACACUACAGCCAUGUUUGAGGGAUUUCCUCACCGGAAGCAUGAGGCGUUGUUCAAGGCCUACUAUCUGCUCCAAGCUAGUUACUGGGCUCAGCAGGCGAUUGUCCUUUUGCUGCAACUGGAGAAGCCGCGAAAAGACUUUAAAGAGCUGGUUCUCCAUCACGUCGUGACUUUGGCUCUGAUUGGGCUAAGUUAUCGCUUUCACUUCACGUACAUGGGCAUUGCCGUGUACAUUACCCAUGAUAUCAGUGAUUUUUUCCUAGCGACGUCCAAGACACUGAACUACCUCGACCACCCCCUGGUGGGCCCAUACUUUGGUCUUUUCGUGUGUGUGUGGAUCUAUCUCCGUCACUACAUCAACUUGAUAAUACUGUGGGCGACCUUGACCAAGUUCCGCACCGUUGGGCCUUAUGAGUUGGAUUGGGAGACUCAGCAGUACAAGUGCUGGAUCAGCCAGAUUAUCACGUUUGCCCUGCUGGCGUGUCUUCAGGCCGUGAACUUGUUUUGGCUGUACUUGAUCUUCCGCAUCGCGAAGAACUAUCUGACCGCGAAUAUCGCGGUCGAUGAGCGUAGUGAAGAUGAGGACGAUGACGACGAGGUUGAGGCCGAGGCCGAUGCCAGUGGAAAACAGAUCGCUGGGGACGAGUCGAAAAUGAAUGGGACCAAGCCUGUCGUCCUUCUCAACGGUGAACCUGUUGAAGGGCAGCCGAAGCAAGACACUGGCAAGGUGCGGGAACGGAAAAGGAAGGCUUGA
Molecule: messenger RNA, 1386 nt
Organism: Capronia coronata CBS 617.96
Lineage: Eukaryota; Fungi; Ascomycota; Eurotiomycetes; Chaetothyriales; Herpotrichiellaceae
Exons: 2
Coding region: 1-1386 (461 amino acids)
Biological process (GO): ceramide biosynthetic process
Cellular component (GO): membrane
Molecular function (GO): sphingosine N-acyltransferase activity
Source: RefSeq, a predicted model, not a curated record